Molecule: messenger RNA, 1980 nt
Organism: Phytomonas sp. Hart1
Lineage: Eukaryota; Euglenozoa; Kinetoplastea; Trypanosomatida; Trypanosomatidae
Source: the annotation of a GenBank genome assembly
AUGUCAGAAAGUUUAGCCAGCAUGCGGGUGCUCACAUUUAACUUGUGGGGAAUCUUUAAUUCGAAGAUGAAAACUGAGCGUAUGAUGCAUUUUGCUUCCAAAAUUGAGAAUUACGACGUUAUUCUUCUCCAAGAGCAAUUUGAUUCAAAGGAUUUAGAGCUUAUUAAGCAACAACUCUCGCCUGAAAUACGAGAGCGCUACCACUAUUCACGUUUUACGACCGGCUUUUAUGGCUGUGGUUGCGCUGUGAUCUCUCGAUAUCCCAUUUUAUCGGCCUUUUCCUAUGUAUAUCCACUUCAAGGGUUUCCGGAGAUGCUUCUCCAUGGGGAUUUCUUCGCAAACAAAGGAGUCGCUCGAGUGGUGGUAAAUGUACCUCUCUCAACCCCAAACAGAAAUAAUGGUGAGGUACGACAUCAACCGGUUAUCUUUUACAUCACUCAUCUUGUGGCCGCCUAUCAAAAAACACGUGAGCUUCCAAAUCGCAUGGAUGAGCGUUAUCUGCUGUUCCGUACUAGCCAAACGAUAUCACUGGCGAACUACAUCAUUAACACCUCUAGCCCCCGGAACUACCUCAUCAUAGGGGGCGAUUUCAACUCCUCCCAGGACUCGCUUGAGAUUCGCAUGAUGCUUAUUCUUCUUCGGGAUAAAGGCUACAAAAUGCAGUCGGUGCUUCCCUUGCCGGUCGACUUUGAGAAGGGGUGUGUGAAUAGGGCCAAAAAGCCCCUUUUGAUUGAACCCAUCCACAGCCUCUACACCUACUCCUACCGAAAUGCAUUUAACUCAUCCAGCACAUCCUAUUUCAAACUUCUAAAUCAGGAGGCCGAUAUUCCGUCCCAGAUUGAUCAUAUUUUUUAUUCUUCCAACACGUUUCAAAUGGCGUCUUUUGAGGAUUGCCCGGACGCCGCCGAGGGAUUUCCGUUUUAUCAAGAGCACGAGGGUGUGAGGGUUCCGAAUGGGGUGAUUGUCUUUACCGCGAAUGAGGUGCGCCGACGCUCGACGAGCAACUUCCUUGGGGGGUGGAUGCGAGUUUUUUAUAAUCGUCUUCGCGGUCUAGGCGCUGGGAUUGAGAGUUCUCAGACGCCUCACCUGAACAGGGCGAACAAAGAGGUCGUGAAGGAUAACAAUCCGGCGGGGUUGUAUCCAAUUUCCGACCACUAUGGAGUCGGGGCGCGGCUUAAUUUACUCGCGAAGUGGGAUGGCUACAACUCUAACUUCGCGGGUAGUGUGGUGAAUCCCACACUUCGGGUGGCGAACUUCACGCAGGAGGAUCUUGAGGUCACCAAGGAGGUCGUGAACCUUCUGCAGAGCCACGUUUUAAAACUUCGGAAGCAGAUGAAGGUGUUUCGGAUCAUAUCGGUAGUUUCAUUCGUUAUCGUGAUCAUCAAUGCCUACUCUAUGAUGCAGGCGAUGUCGGCACAAGAAAAUCGCACGGCUGAGCUGCUUCAACGGCUCUACAUCGUGAAAUCAGGGGUUACCUUCGCCGGUAAUGAAGGGACACCUACAUCCAACACUUGGAAUGAGGAGAUUAGAAACUUCUUUGGUAGAAACACUCAAACCUUCUUUUCAUUCAUUCCUAAUUGGUUUAAUUUGUGGGUAUCUAAAUUACUUCAGACGGUAGGUUUGGGUGGGAUCCUUGGGUUCGUCAAUGGUGCAUCUCAUUCAUUCACGACGAAUUUUGAUAGUAAAUGGUUAAAUAUUGAAACCGAACCAGAUUUCGGUUUCAUAGCUAAAAGCCUUGCCAAACGCCCAUUCUGGACAAAUGCAAUGUUUUCUUCAAUCAUCCAUGUGGUUGCUUCCUUGCUUGGCUUUUCUGCAUUUUUGAUUGGUAAUAUACAACGUUUAGGGAAUGCCAAAGUUUUGGGGGAUGAGGUCAACAUAAUUGUUCCUCUACUUUCACAAAAUAUCAGAGAGUUCAAAAAAUGGAACCCCAUACUAGCUUCCGAAAAUAAUGAUGAUGUUGGUAAAGAUAAUGGAGUUUAA